UUUCGUUAAACCCCUCGGUGCGCGAAUGGAUUGAACCAGCGGUCAACGGAGCGCGCGCGUUCUCGCUAUCUGUCACACGACAUGCGGAGGCACGACAGAUAAAUGUUUGUGGCUGGUAGUUGGCAAACAGUUCAAGCGAAUACAGCACACACUCAGUUUGGUUUGCCCGCUGCAUUCCUCAAAGGCAUAUUUAUUUUUGUGGAAUUAAUCGGGAGGAUUAUAUCGCAGGUACGCGUGGAGAUAGUAUUAUUUUGGGAUAGUAUUUGCUGGAUAGGAAUGGUGUUGGGACGAGGAGGCCCUGUAGAUGUGUGUCAUGAAGCUUCUCAACGCCUGUGUGACCUCUUAAAGGGAGUGCUCUCUUAUUGAAAAUGAUGAUGCAUAAGCAGUCGUCCUGUACCUCGCCGGGCAGCGUUUGUUCUCUGCGUGGAGGAGGUGUUCCUGGAUCCCCGGCGGUCACUGUAGUGGCCAAAAUGGACAAUCAAGUGAUUGGGUAUAAGGAUCUAGCGGCUAUACCUAAAGACAAGGCCAUUCUGGACAUAGAGAGGCCUGACCUGAUGAUUUAUGAGCCCCACUUCAGCUAUUCACCGAUGGAGAGGUCAUUAUCUCCUCGUUCAAUCUCUCCUCCUCUAUCUCCAGAGAGCAGUCUAUCAAAGGAUGUCUAUCAGAGGGAUUGGUCAGAGCCCAAGUCAUCAGGCAGCUCGUCUCCAGCGUCCACACAGCUGAGUAAAAGCAUCACCGUCAGCACUAAAGUCCCACACCAGCAACAGCACUUCCACAGGCCAGACAAUGGAACCAAUAUAUACAAGAAGCCACCAAUAUAUAAACAAGAUGUCUCAGCAGCCGUUCCACACAGUAAACACAUGAUGGAUUUAAUCAUCGAGUCGUCAAAGUUUCCCGCCGCACAACCUCCAGACCCCAACCAGCCCGCUAAGAUAGAGAUGGACUACUGGCCCUGCCCUCCCUCGCUAGCUGUUAUAGAGAAAGAGCGAAGGAAGAAUGUGGCAUCCAAGAUGGCUGAGGAAGAGGAGGGUGAGGAGGAUGAUACGUAUGAUGACAGCGAUCUGUCUGAAGACAUGUGGAGACUUCGGCAGAUGCAGAAACAGGAGCUCAACAAGAUUCAGUCCAAUCUAGGAAAACUGAUACUGAAGGAGGAGAUUGAGAGAUCGGCCCCUGUCCGAAGGAAAACACGGUCUCUGCCCGACAGGACACACAUGCAUCUGGCCUCCAAGUCCCCCUCAUUCCCUUCCUACACUAAGACUGGCCUGACUAGGCUCCAGUCUGCAGAGUUCUCCUCUUCAAACACUGAUAAAGAGAGUCAAAGUAAGUGUGGGGAUUAUUACAUUACAUUUCUAUUCUAUUCUAUUUAUACUACAAAGAGUUCCAGUAUUAAAAGUCAUAAUUCUAUUCUACUCUAUUUCCAGAAUGGAGAUGCCCAAAGCAGAAGGAUCGACAGAGGGAAUUCACUCCCUAGUAUGCUGGAACUAAAGAUUUACCCGUAUGAGAUGCUCAUUGUGACUCACAGAGGCAGAAACAAACUCCCUCCUGGUGUAGACAGGACAAGACUGGAGAGACACCUGUCACCUGAGGAAUUCCAGAAUGUCUUUGGAAUGUCCAGUGAGGAAUUCGACCGACUCUCCCUUUGGAAGAGGAACGACCUGAAAAAGAAAGUCUCUCUCUUCUAGUAGUCGGAGAAAUACAUUCUUUUACAAACACUGUCACGUCUGCACUUCCGCGUGUGAAAACAGUACAGGCGAUGCAAGUUAAGGAAAGAUGAGGAAUGGGAUUUUAGAGCCAGCCAAACAAAGCAAAAACAGUUAUCACUAUCGUUUGAUAAGCCCCAUAUCUUAUUGCAGCUAACAGUCUUUGAUGACGUAUCAGGACUUCACUGAGGUUAGCAAGUCCUUCUGUGUGUGUGCUUAGUGAAGCUAUAAUGAUAUACACAGAUAUGAAUGCUGUGAAUACAUAUGAAGCAGACAUGAAUCAGUUAUUUCAGCAGGCAAAAUCCUGACAUCCAGAUAGACCAACACGAGCCUGUGAGUUAAAAUCACUGCCACAGUUUCCAGCCUCUAUGUGCUGCGCAUGAAUGAACAAUCCUUUAGAAUAUGGGCCAAUGACAUUUUUUGUUCAGAUUUAUUAAUUAGGUAAAAAUAGAUUAAUAAUUCAGUUAUACAAGCAAAGACUUGAAUGCACUUCUUCUAUGAUGAGCAUGAUUUUCACUUCUGAAUUAUAAUGCACAAUUAAAUUCAUGAAAAUCCAAACAAAUGUCAUGGUAACACAACUAUCCUGAUAUAAAGACAAAAAAAGGAUGAAAUAUAAAAAAGUCAUGUAGUCUAACCAUAAAAAACUUAAUUCUAAAUGGAAAUUAUUAUUGAACAAUAGAAAUUAAUAAAAUAUCAAAUAAUUAAAACAAAUUUUAUGAUGCCAUAGUUGGUGUAACUGCAAAAUAUUCAUUACAAUUACGAAUUAUAAUUCAUGAAAUUUCUUUCAUGAAUCAUAUUUGUACAUAUAAUAAUAAAAAAAAUUAAAAAUAAAAAAAUAUAUAUUCUUUAUGCUGGACAGUGUUAUUUGUCAUUGGCUCAUAUUUGUAAAAGCAGCUCAGUGCAUUUUAAUUCAGUAAAUCAGCUAUUGCUGAUAAUUUAGAAAUGAGUAGAAUUUAUAGUAGAGACUCGAGACGCACAUGUUGCACACCUCAGUGCUUACACCUGAACACCACUGAUGCAAAUACCAGCGGUACAACAUACAGGCAUAACAAUAAUUCCCAUGUCAACAGCUGAUAAGAGUUACUGUACAUGAGUGAGAGUUUACUGAAUGUGUGAUAUGAGACGUCUGAAUCCUGCAGGGCAAAUGUGUCCUGCUCUUCUUCAGUGAUGAUGGAUUGUGAACUGGGCAUGUGAUCAAUAUUUCUCCUCUUCCGCAGGAUGUAUUGAUCAAACAUUGCACUCGCUCACUCUUUCCUAUCGUCUUAUUCUCCCCCUCCUUCACAUUUUGCUGCUAUUGCCUUUUAAAGCACCUUUACUGUUUUGGUUCUUUCCUCUUUUGUUCUUGACAGAUGGAAAUGUUUUUUUUAUAGUGUUCCUGUUUUAUAGGAUAAGGAAAGGUUAGGAUGUAAAGGGAUUUCAGAUGUUAGCACCUGAUGGUCGCUGUGAGCCUGAUGGAUGGAUUUUGCAGCCCUGGUUUUUGCUUUCUAUAUAUUUACAGAGACAGGGUUGAGCAGAAUUCAGAGUUUAACAACUGACUUCUUUUCAAUUCAUGAAUGUGAUUUUUUAUUUUUAUUUCAUUGGUCAUGACCCACAGGAUAUUAUUUAACACAUCUUGUUUACACACACACACACAUAUACAUAUACAUGUACACACACACACACACACACACACACAGUAUAUAUUAAAUGAAUUAAUUAAUUCAAUCAAUGUGAUUAUGGAAUGAUAAUAUAGAAUGUAUAAAAUAAGUCAUAUGAUUUUUAUUUCAUUUUAAUUGUUUGUUUUAAAAUAAAAAAAAAAAACCCAAGUGUAAUUUGAAAGGUAUCUCCAAGUGUGUUCUGAGUGACUGAUAUUCCUCUUGCCCACAUCAGUAUUAAAUAUUCACUUCUGUGCUUUUAUUACUUUAAUGACCAAAUGAAGUGCUUGGAUCGAGUGCAUGCUUUAAAUCCGGAGUUUGUACCUCACAAAACACAACAGGAAUGGAAUCAGAACAAAACAAUCGCUAAAAAGCAACAUGUAUAUCAUCUUGAGAAUGUGCAGUAGAAGUACAGCAAUAGACAUUUCAAAUUCAUUUUUGUAGAAGUACUGCUCAAAAUGAAAUGUGUGACUCUGCUGGCGAGAGAAAUGCAUAUUAAAAUGUUUUCUUGUGUGAUGGAAGGCGCACAAACUCACAGUGAUCAAAUGAUCUUCACAAUAAUCAUGAAUUUAUGCUACUUAUCGGUCAUGACUUUUUACAGUGGAAGCUUAAGGUUGUGUUUUUCUGCUCUGGAAAUAUGUGUUGCUUCAGAAGUCAGGCUUUCUUUAUGAAAUGCAUUUUGUUAGGAAUUUUUUUUUCUGCGUUACUACAUCCUAAAGCACUUGAUUCACUCUUCCACACCUUCGAAUGAUGAAUGUUUUUACAAUAAGAAAAUAUGCUCUUUUAACUCACAUGUACAAUGCAUCUGACCAUUUUCAUGUGAAAAAUUUUCAAAAUAUGAACAUUUACUCAUUUUUCUCUACUUCAUCAAUAGUGGUUUUCUUCUUUACUUUUUUUAUUUGAAAGUUUGAUGAAUGGGGAAAAAAUAUAAAUAAAAUGGAUUUAUUAAAGGGAGUGUAUUGUUAUGAUUUUAUUAAUAAUAAUUGCAGUGGUAGCGUUGUUGCAUUAUUUUGAUUUGUUAGUGGUUCACUAAUGUUUUUAACAAAUAAUUUGAAUGAAUAUUCAGUUCAAUAAAGUUAAUGUUUUUAACAGCA
Carassius gibelio (silver crucian carp) is the source of this 4428-nucleotide messenger RNA. RefSeq names its product dematin. Gene Ontology annotation, biological process: actin filament bundle assembly; lamellipodium assembly; cytoskeleton organization. NCBI's taxonomy places the organism in Eukaryota, Metazoa, Chordata, Actinopteri, Cypriniformes, Cyprinidae. Gene Ontology annotation, cellular component: plasma membrane; actin cytoskeleton. The record is from RefSeq and is a predicted model, not a curated record. The transcript is spliced from 17 exons. The coding region runs from base 369 to 1682 and encodes 437 amino acids. Gene Ontology annotation, molecular function: actin filament binding.